CCCCCCCUUCGCCUCACCGCGCCGCUAACUUCCGCCCGCCCUCCCAAAAUUCCCCCGCCUCUCCGCGCAAAAAACCACCCCCGAAACCAAAAAAUCCCGCGCGGCCGCCCGAAAUCCCCCUCUCCGCUCCCCUCGCGCCGCGCCGCUCCGUGCCCAUGGAUCCGCGGGCGGAGGCGGACGCGGCGGCGGUGCUGGGCGCCGACCCGGCGGCGCUGACGGCGCUGCUGGCGGACCUGACCUCCCCGGCCAACGAGGCGCGGUCGCGGGCGGAGCAGCAGUUCCACGCGCUCCGCGGGUCCCACCCGGACGCGCUAGCGCUGAGCCUCGCGCACCUGCUGCUCUCCCCGGCGCACCCCUCCGCGCCCAUCGCCGCCGUGCUGCUGCGCCGCCUCAUCGCCCCGUCGUCCCAGGCCUUCGUCUACCCCGCGCUGUCGCCCGCCACGCAGUCCUCGCUCCGCGCGCUGCUCCUCUCCGCCGCCUCCGCGCCCGCGCUCCCCAGGUCCGUCUCCAGGAAGCUCUCCGACGCCGUCGCCGAGCUCGCCUCCUUCCUCCUGCCGGCCAACGCGUGGCCCGACCUGCUCAGCUUCCUGUACAAGUCCAUCGACUCCCAGUCCUCCCCUCCGGGGCUGCAGGAGUCGGCGCUCAACAUCCUCGCCCGGCUGGCCUCUCACCUCGCCGCCGUCUUCCCCAACCUCCAUGGGCUCCUCCUCGCCGCUCUGUCCCAUCCCUCGUCUGCUGACGUCCGCGUCGCAGGGCUCAAUGCGGCGAUCAGCCUCAUCCAAUCCCUUCCCUCCGCGGGGGCCCGCGACCAAUUCCAGGACCUCCUCCCGGCCAUGAUGCGCGCUCUCGCUGAGUCGCUCAACUGCGGGAACGAGGGCUCCGCGCAGGAGGCUCUGGAGAUGAUGAUUGAGCUCGCCGGUGCAGAACCGCGGUUCCUGCGCCGCCAGCUGCCCGAUGUGGUUGCCUCCAUGCUGCAGAUUGCCGAGGCCCUGGGAUUAGAGGAUGGCACCCGUCACCUUGCUGUCGAGUUUGUUGUUACGCUUGCCGAGGCACGGGAGCGUGCCCCUGGAAUGAUGCGGAAGCUGCCACGGUACGUCGGACGGCUCUUUGCGGUGCUUAUGACUAUGCUGCUCGAUGUCCAGGAUGAACCGGCAUGGCAUGCCGCUGUGUCUGAGGAGGAAGAUGCUGGAGAGACAGGAAGCUAUGUCUUCGCACAGGAGUGUCUGGACCGGCUGGCAAUUGCUGUUGGCGGUAACACGAUUCUGCCCGUUGCAGCUGAGUUGCUUCCAUCAUUUUUCUCCUCUGAAGAUUGGAAGAGACGGCAUGCGGCACUGGUGACCAUAGCACAGAUUGCAGAGGGCUCUGCUAAGGUGAUGAUUAAGAAUCUGGAGCAGGUGGUUGGGAUGGUACUGAAUUCCUUCCAGGAUCCUCAUCCUCGGGUGAGGUGGGCAGCAAUUAAUGCAGUAGGGCAACUUUCAACGGAUCUGGGUCCUGAGUUACAAAAUCAGUUGCACCAUGUCGUGCUACCUGCACUAGCUUCAGCAAUGGAUGAUGUCCAGAACCCACGCGUACAGGCACAUGCUGCAUCAGCUAUCCUAAACUUCAGUGAAAACUGCAGACCCGAUAUUUUGACACCAUACCUAGAUGGAAUAGUUGGGAAACUUCUAUUGUUGCUUCAGACUGGAAACCAAAUGGUGCAAGAGGCUGCUCUAACUGCUUUAGCAUCAGCAGCAGAUUCUUCUCAGGAACACUUCCAAAAAUAUUAUGAUGCAGUAAUGCCCUACCUCAAGGCUAUUCUUAUGAAUGCGACUGAUAAAUCCAACAGAAUGUUGCGUGCCAAAUCCAUGGAAUGCAUUAGUUUAGUUGGUAUGGCAGUUGGGAAACAGAAGUUUAAGGAUGAUGCUAAGCAGGUGAUGGAAGUUCUCAUGACACUGCAAGGAUCUCAGAUGGAGGCUGAUGACCCUAUAACAAGUUACAUGCUGCAAGCAUGGGCAAGACUGUGUAAAUGCCUUGGUCAGGAUUUCUUACCAUACAUGAGUGUGGUUAUGCCCCCUCUGCUCCAGUCUGCUCAGCUCAAACCAGAUGUGUGUGUCACUUCUGCUGGACCAGAAGAUGAAAAUGGUGAAUCUGAUGAUGAGGGUGUCGAGACUAUUACACUGGGUGAUAAGAGAAUUGGCAUCAGGACUAGUCUACUGGAGGAGAAAGCUACAGCAUGUAAUAUGCUGUGUUGCUACGCUGAUGAGCUCAAGGAAGGAUUUUUCCCAUGGAUUGAUCAGGUUACAUCUACACUUGUACCUCUCCUCAAGUUCUAUUUUCAUGAAGAAGUUAGGAAGGCAUCUGUUUCAGCAAUGCCAGAGCUUCUUCGUUCAGCAAAAUUGGCUAUAGAAAAGGGUCAAGCUCAAGGUCGUGAUAAGUCUUAUCUUAAGCAACUAUCUGAUUACAUAGUUCCAGCCCUUGUAGAGGUCAUGCACAAAGAACCUGAACCACAAAUUUGUGCAAGCAUUCUGGAAUCAUUGAAUGAGUCCAUACAGGUAUCCGGAACACUUCUUGAAGAAAAUCAAGUAAGAUCUGUAGUGGAGGGAGUCAAAGAAGUUAUAGUUGCAAGCGCUAAUAGGAGGAUAGAACGAACAGAGAGGGCAAAGGCUGAAGACUUUGAUUCUGAAGAAGAGGAUGUACUUAGAGAAGAAAACGAACAAGAGGAUGAAAUUUUUGAUCAAGUUGGUGAUUGUCUAGGCACUCUUGCCAAAACAUUCAAGACUUAUUUUCUUCCAUUUUUUGAUGAACUCUCCAUGUAUUUAACACCUAUGUUGGGCAAGGAUAGAACAUCAGAAGAAAGAAGGAUUGCCAUAUGCAUUUUUGAUGAUGUCGCUGAGCACUGUCGUGAAGCAGCAGUUAGGUAUUAUGAUGCAUAUCUUCCUUCUCUAUUAGAAGCCUGCACAAGUGAAAAUCCAGAUGUUAGGCAGGCUGCAGUUUAUGGAAUUGGCAUUUGUGCUGAAUUUGGCGGUUCUGCAUUUAGGCCUCACACUGGGGAGGCCCUAUCCAGAUUAUACAAUGUAAUCAAACAUCCUAAUGCUCUGGAUUUGGAUAAUGCGAUGGCAUAUGACAAUGCUGUUUCUGCUCUUGGAAAGAUAUGUCAAUUUCAUCGUGAUAGCAUCGAUGCAUCUCAGGUCAUUCCUGCUUGGUUAAGUUGCCUGCCGAUAAAAAAUGAUUUAAUUGAGGCCAAGCUUGUCCAUGAACAGCUGUGUGCGAUGCUUGAGAAGUCUGAGAGGGAGCUUUUGGGUCAUAAUAAUCAGUACCUCCCAAAGAUUGUAUCUGUUUUUGCAGAGAUAUUAUGUGCGGGGAAAGAUCUGGCAACAGAACAGACUUCCAGCAGGAUGAUUAAUCUACUAAGGCAACUUCAGACAACAUUGCCUCCAUCAGUGUUAGCCUCGACAUGGUCUUCUUUGCAACCACAGCAACAGCUUGCUCUACAGUCUGUGCUGUCGUCAUAGCGGGCCAGAAUAAUCUCAAUGUUGUAAAGCAUUUGAUCUUCACAGCUUACCUUUUGGUGUUCUCUUUAUGUACUUUUGAGCCAGGGUUUUGGGGUUUGAUUAGCAUACAUGUGCCCUUAGGUUUUGUAUGGAGGGCAAGGCUUGCAUCGGGUGUGUAUAUCGGUUGUGGAACUGCAUGUGGAUGUGUGGCUGGGCUAUCUCCACACCACCGAUGAAGUUGUAAAGCUAUAUAUCUGGUUCGCUUAGUGAUUUUAGGUGGAUUGAAAGAAUUGUAAAUUAAAAAAAUUUUGGUAGCUAAUUUUGAUGUCAUCAUAUUUCUUAUA
Molecule: messenger RNA, 3814 nt
Organism: Panicum hallii
Lineage: Eukaryota; Viridiplantae; Streptophyta; Magnoliopsida; Poales; Poaceae
Product: importin-5-like
Exons: 19
Coding region: 156-3491 (1111 amino acids)
Biological process (GO): protein import into nucleus
Cellular component (GO): cytoplasm; nucleus
Molecular function (GO): protein binding; nuclear import signal receptor activity
Source: RefSeq, a predicted model, not a curated record